AUGUACCGCUCCAAGAUGUUACCUAUGUCGAAGGCUUUUAUCGGAAAACCCGCACCCGACUUCGCCACAAAGGCCGUCUAUAAUGGCGACUUCAUCGACGUGAAACUGUCUGACUACAAGGGCAAGUACACCGUCCUCUUCUUCUAUCCACUGGAUUUCACGUUUGUCUGUCCUACGGAAAUCAUCGCCUUUUCCGACCGUGUCGAAGAAUUCAAAAAAAUCGAUGCUGCGGUUCUCGCUUGUUCAACUGAUUCCGUUUUCUCUCAUCUGGCGUGGAUCAAUACUCCUCGCAAGAUGGGCGGCCUUGGUGACAUGAACAUUCCCGUUCUUGCUGACACCAACCACCAAAUUGCAAAGGACUAUGGUCUUUUCAUUAUUGACCCUAAGGGAAUUCUGCGACAGAUCACUGUCAAUGACCUUCCUGUCGGUCGCUCUGUGGAUGAGACUCUCCGUCUGGUGCAGGCCUUCCAAUACGUUGACAAGCAUGGUGAGGUGUGCCCAGCUGGUUGGACUCCUGGAAAAGCUACCAUCAAGCCAGGUGUCAAGGACAGCAAGGAGUACUUCAGCAAAGCAAACUAA
Molecule: messenger RNA, 579 nt
Organism: Ostertagia ostertagi
Lineage: Eukaryota; Metazoa; Nematoda; Chromadorea; Rhabditida; Trichostrongylidae
Source: the annotation of a GenBank genome assembly